Messenger RNA from Pistacia vera, 2674 nucleotides. Its product is annotated as calcium-transporting ATPase 12, plasma membrane-type-like. Gene Ontology annotation, biological process: calcium ion transmembrane transport. The record is from RefSeq and is a predicted model, not a curated record. The coding region runs from base 115 to 2514 and encodes 799 amino acids. Gene Ontology annotation, molecular function: P-type calcium transporter activity; ATP binding; ATP hydrolysis activity. The transcript has a single exon. NCBI's taxonomy places the organism in Eukaryota, Viridiplantae, Streptophyta, Magnoliopsida, Sapindales, Anacardiaceae. Gene Ontology annotation, cellular component: intracellular membrane-bounded organelle; membrane.
UCCAACCAGUAACAUCUCAUUCUCAACCCAAAUCCCCUACUGUCAGCUGUCUCUGCAACUGUUAGGUGUCCGUACUUUCUCAGGACACCACCCGACUCAUCCCUUUUGUGCGACAUGCGGCUGCCAAAUGGCUUGGAAUAUGCCUUGGCCAGCGGCAACAAUCAAGAUCCUAGCCGGAGGUCUCAGUCUCAGCUACCGCCAAAAGGCUUUUUACGUUUCAUUAUGGAGGCUUUCAAAGACGCCACCGUAGUUUGCCUUCUCGUAUGGUCUGCAGCCUCUCUCGGUUUUGGGAUUAAAAAAAAGGGGUUGGAAGAUGGUUGGUAUGAAGGUGGAAGUAUUUUUAUAGCUCUCCUUUUGAUUGUAACGGUUUUUGCGCUUAGCAAUUUUAUUAUAGGCGCUGAAUCCAACGAAAGAACUCCAUUACAAGCUCGGGUUGACAAACGAAGCUCCUGCAUUGGAAGAGUAGGUCUCUCAGCGGCUUUCUUGGUUCUUUUAUAUCUUUUGGUUCAUUUUUUCACUGGGAAAACAAAAGAUCAUGAGAAUGGAAAGAAGGAGUCAAAUGGUAGUAAAACUGAUUUCGAUGAUGUUUUGAGGUCAAUUGCGUGCCUUGCUAAAGCUUCAGUUGCCGUUUGGUUAGCCGCAAGUCCAAAAGGUUUGCCACUGGUGGUAAAUCUCACACUUGAUCGUACCAUGAAAAGAAUGAUGGGUGAUAAGGCAAUCGUAAGGAAACUUUCGGCUUACGAGACAACGGGCUCAGCCACAGUUAUUUGUACCGAUGAACGGGGCAUAUUGACAUCAAGGCAGAUGAAAGUGACUAAAUUUUGGCUUGAACAAGAAUCCAUCGAAGAAGAGUUCUGUAGUAAAAUUCCCUCGACUCUUCGUGAACUACUCCACCAACAGGCUGUUUUGAACACAACUGGUAGUCCAACCGAUGAAGCAAUCCUUCUGUGGGCUGUCGAAAAAUUGAGUAUGAACGAGGAAGAAGUUAUGCAAAAAUUCACCGCCGUUGAAACCUUCAUCGCUGAGGAAAAAAAAAGUGCGGUUUCAGUUAGGAAAAAAGCUGAUAAUAUUGUUCAUGUACACUGUAAAGGAGAUGCUGAGAUGAUCCUAGCUAUGUGUUCACAUUAUUAUAGGAAGGAUGGGAUCAUAAACGCCAUGGAUGAAAAUGAAAAGAGAAAAAUGAAAAAUAUAAUAGAUAGCAUGGCAACUAGUCGCCUUAGAUGCAUUGCUUUUGCGCACAAGCAAAUUCGGGAUGGAACUACCCUUACGAAAGAAGAUGACUUAACCUUGCUGGGAAUUGUUGUUCUCAAGGAUCCAUGUCGACCAGGGAUAAGAGCAGCCGUGGAAAGUUGCCGAUCCGCCGAAGUGGGCAUCAAAAUGAUCACUGAGGAUAAUGUUUUCUUAGCAAAAGCGAUAGCCACCGAUUGUGGAGUACUACAGUUGAGAGCCGAAGCGGAAAGUGAUGAGGUGGUAGAAGGCAUACAAUUUCGUGACUAUACAGAUGAAGAGAGAAUGCAAAAGGUUGAUAAGAUCCGGGUAUUGGCAAGGGCUACUCCAGCUGACAAACUUCUGAUGAUAAAGUGUUUGAAAGAUAAAAAUCAUGUGGUUGCAGUGACUGGAAAUGGCACCAAUGAUGCCAAUGCGCUAAAAGAAGCUCAUAUAGGAUUUUUGAUGGGCAACUGCGGGUCCGAGGAUGCUAUGAAAAGCUCAGAUAUCAUCAUAUUGGAUAAUAACUUUGCAACCGUGGUUACUGUUCUAAGGUGGGGACGAUGUGUUUAUAACAAUAUCCAAAAAUUCAUUCAGUUUCAACUCACCCUUAAUGUUGCAGCUCUAGUCAUCGACUUUGUAGCAGUUCUAGUUGCCCGUGAUGCGGUUCCUCUAACAGUAAGUCAACUUGUAUGGGCGAACCUCAUCAUGGGCGCACUAAUGGCUUUGGCGCUGGCUACUGAAAGGCCAACUGAUGAGCUGAUGAAGACGCCACCUAGGGGUUGUACUGAACCCCUUAUAACAAACGUUGUGUGGAAGAAUCUUCUAUCUCAAGCUUUAUACCAGAUCCUUAUCUUAUUAAUCUUACAAUUUGCAGGCAAGUCCAUCUUUAAAAUGAGUCCUCAAGUAAAAGGUACAAUGAUUUUCAACACCUUUUGUCUUUGUCAGCUAUUGAAUGCGUUCAAUGCAAGGCAGUUGGAGAGAAAGAAUGUUUUUAGAGGCAUUCACAAGAACUGUUUCUUUCUUGGAAUAGUGGGGAUAACUAUAAUUCUUCAGUUUUUGAUGGUGGAGUUGUUGAUCAAGAAGGUUGCUUCUGGAGAGGGAUUGAAUUGGAGCCAAUGGGUAACUUGUUUUGUAUUGGCAACUUUCACAUUGCCAAUUGGUUUGAUUGUGAAGUUCAUACCUGUUCGGGAGAAACCAGUACUCUUCGUCAGCCCGGAUGGUGAAUUGGAUUUGGGUUUUAUAAAAGGCAUCAAACUCUUGUUCUGUCUUCUAAACUGGUUCUUUCAAAAUGAUUGUAAUAAUUAGUAUACUUGCUUUCAUAUAGAAGCUAGGUAUUUGAGUUUGAGCUGCGGGUGUGUUCUAUGAUUACUUUUGAGUUAGGGAUUGUACUGAAAACUUUUGUAUAUGAUGAUGGGGUCUUUAUCCAAACUAAUUAACUUUGUAAAGGUCUUAAAGCUUGAUGAUG